Molecule: messenger RNA, 3168 nt
Organism: Prorocentrum cordatum
Lineage: Eukaryota; Dinophyceae; Prorocentrales; Prorocentraceae
Source: the annotation of a GenBank genome assembly
AGGCGUGCGGCCUGCAGGUGGCGGGGCCCCGCGCGCGCCGGCAGCCGUUUGGCCGGCCGCGGGGGGCGCCCGCCCGGGAGGAUGGGCCUGGAUGGGGACAUCCACCUACCGCAGCUUUCGCCGCCGUCGCAGGCCGGCCAGCGCCUUGGCCGGUCGCGGAGUUCGCCCUCGGUCGUGGCCGAUCCGGCCGCGAAGGGGAAGAACCGCGAGGCGUUCCUGGAGCGCCAGUGCCAGCACUCGAAGAUCAGCAUCAGGCAGAAGUAUUCGGAGAUCCAGAAGGAGAUCGUGCGGGCCAACCAGGCGGACUCCGACAUCGAGUUCUGGGGGGCCCAAGGAGUCCAUGGCUUCAAGGUCUACCUGACAAAGAAGUUCGGCUCGCUGCUGGCUGGGUGGCGCCAGCUGGACAAGGACGGGAACGGCCACCUGUCCUUUGGCGAGUUCUGCCAAGCCUGCCGGAGAAUGGGGUAUCAUGGCAACUUGAAGUUGUUGUGGAGCCAGAUGGACGCGAACGGGAGCCAAAGUGUCUCCCUCAUGGAGAUCGACCCCGAGGUGGGGCACGGUGGCGGACAUAGCCACCUUCAAACGCGCCCUGCUGAACGAGUAUGGCGACAUGCUCACCGCGUGGCGCAAGGGGAUCGACAUCAAUGGCAGCGGUCGCAUAGAGGAGUCAGAGGUCGUCGACGCCGUGAAGAGGCUGGGUUUGGAUUUAGACGGCAAGAAGCUGUACGGCAUGCUCAUCUGCGGUCCGAAGGGGCUGGGGCUGUCCCUGCAGCAGUUCGACCCCGACUCGUGGACGAGGUGGGUGACGGGAGACCUGCAAGGUCUAGCAAUUGGAAGGGCGAACAAGGAGUUUUUCGAGGACGCGGACACCGCGAUUGACAGCAAGGAGGUGGAGGAAAUGCAGUCGCAGGCCAGACAUGGCGGCGGGGUGGCGCAGUUCAGACAACAGAUGAAGCUUGCGGAGAAGGCAGCGCUCAAGGACGAAUACGACAAGAUCACGAAGAUGAAGGCGGGCCUCCACAACGUGAAGGGCUUCAAGCAGGCCCUCAUCAAGCGGUGCGGCUCCCUCUACGGCGCGUGGCGGGAGGCGCUGGACCUUGACGGCAACGGGCGCCUGACAUUCGGAGAGUUCUGUCAGGGUUUGCAGCGCCUCGGGAUGUUUGGCGAGAUUCGGGGGCUCUGGAAGCAGCUCGACGUGAAUGGCCACGGCUACAUUUCCUUCAAAGACCUCGACGCGGACACAGACGCCGCUCUGCAGGAGUUCCGGGAAAAGCUGGUGGAGAAGUACGGGAACAUGCUGAAAGCUUGGAUGAAGGGAGUCGAUGUUAAAGGGACUAAUUGUGUUAAUGAGGCUGCCUUUCUCAAAGCAUGUGAGACGGUGGGAUUCUCUGGCGACGCCAAGAAGCUCUUUCGGGUGCUGCAGCCAGAUGCGAGCCGGAAGUAUCUCACCUUGAAGGAUUUUGACACUCCAGCCUAUCAGGCUCUCAGCAGAGCAGAUUUCCGAAUGAUCAGCGAAGAAAAAGGGGAGAAAAAGAGUUUGGUUAACAUGUCGUUCGAUGAGAGGCAGGAGGCCGGAUUCUUCUACCAGAUCCGGAAGGCCUGGGACGCAGCGCACCGCGAUGAGUUCCAGAAGGCUUGCAGGUAUAACAACAAGGAGUUCCAAAUCGACACGUCCGAGGAGUUCGAGAGCCUGUGCCGGAGGAAAUUCGGCUCGAUGACCGCCGCUUGGCGGCAAUGCUUGGACACCGACAACAAUGGGAAGCUCACUUUUGGCGAGUUCUGCAACGCGUUGCGGCGGCUGGGAUACGUCGGCAACUUCAAGAAGCUGUGGAGCGAGUACGACAAGGACAAGAAGGGCGUCAUCCUCAUGUCCGACCUCGAUGCCGAGGCAGACUCACUGAUCAGGUCCUUCCUGGCCCUCCUGUCGGAGAAGUUCGGGGACCUGGACAGGGCCUGGCAGGAAGGCUUCCACAAGGACCCGCACGACAGCAUAGACAUCUCGAUGCUGAGGGAGGCGGCGGUUGCGAUGGGCUGGGAGGGCAACGUGGAGACGCUGUUCAAGAACCUUCAGCCCAUGCCGGGGCGGGUCCUGAUCAGCAUCUGGGACCUCGACCCGAACUGCUCGCGGAAGCGGCAGCGGGGCGAGGUCGCCCACAUCAGCCCGAAGGACCCCACGGAGGUGCGCCUCCACAAGAAGAAGUUCGGGGAGAAGGACAGCGGCCCCCAGGAGACCACGCUCCGGCAGGGCAUCCCGCUGAUCCAGCAGAUGCGGGCCGCUCUCAGGAAGACGUACGGGUCCACCGCCGCGGCGUGGUGCGGCGCCCUGGACCCCUCGCUCACGAACCAGGUCUCCUUCGGGAAGUUCUGCAUGGUGAUGCAAGAAUGCACCUUCGAGGGCAAGGUGAAGCUGCUGUGGGAGGAGCUCAUGGACUCCGUGCAUGCAAGGGGCUGCAUGGACCAGCAUGGUGCGUCGUACGUGGACUUGGAUCCCGACUGCGCCAAGUUGUUGGACAACUUCAGGGAGCAGAUGAUUAGCAAGUCGGGCAGCAUCAUGCACUGCUGGAAGGAGGCGCUGGCCCCGGGCGGGGGACCGCUGGACGAGGGGGACUUCUGCAGCGCCUGCCAGGAGGCGGGCAUGUCGGUGAAGAACCCGAAGAAGGUGUUCAAGCUACUCCUGGCGCGCAUAGGGCAGCGCUCCAUCAACGGACGCGACCUCCGCGUCCUUCUCGUCGGCGUGCCUCCUCAAGACCGCGCGGGGGUGUGGGGGGCAAAGCCUCAACAACAAUCGCAGGAGACUCAGCAGCAGGAGGCGCCUGAAGAGCCGGAGCAGCCACAGGGCGCUGACUAGGCUUCCGCCGCCAGGUAGCGCGCAGAGUAAUAGGAGGAGCGGGGGCAGAAACCUGUCGCACACCUUGUUUUGGAGGACGGAUAUAAUUCCGCAGCAGCAUGGGAACGAUGAUUUCCCGAAGCAGCGCUUGCACUUAGGAGUUCUUGCUUGCGUUUCAAAGGAAUUGGAUGGUGGUCCAGAGGAUUCGCCACGUUUCAGCUUGUUACUGCCCCGUUGCCGUCCGUUGACGCCUGUGGGGGUGCCCUGGAGAUUUGCCACGUUCAGGCCCGUUGCCACCCGUUGCCACGUUCCGGCCCCUGGAGAUUGGUCACAUGCGGGGG